Hemiscyllium ocellatum (epaulette shark) is the source of this 4106-nucleotide messenger RNA. RefSeq lists its product as uncharacterized. Gene Ontology annotation, molecular function: sterol 24-C-methyltransferase activity. The transcript has 2 exons. Bases 63 to 698 code for a protein of 211 amino acids. Gene Ontology annotation, cellular component: endoplasmic reticulum. The record is from RefSeq and is a predicted model, not a curated record. NCBI's taxonomy places the organism in Eukaryota, Metazoa, Chordata, Chondrichthyes, Orectolobiformes, Hemiscylliidae. Gene Ontology annotation, biological process: sterol biosynthetic process.
GGCUGAGGCUCCACGGUGUGCAACAGGAAGGGGAAGUUUUCACAGCUCUGUGAGCACCAGCAAUGCUGUUCGAUCACCUCACCAAACAACUGGGCAAACCAACGCAAGGCCCCUGGGGGUGGAUGUUGAAAAAGUUCUUCGAGAGGAGGAAUAGAUUGUUGGAGGUGAAUGCUGUCAAACUGUGUGACAUUCAGCCUGAGAGUGUGGUGCUGGAACUGGGCUUUGGACCAGGGCUCGGUCUGCAGGAAGCUGCUAAACGCCUUAUGCUGCCGAAGGGCAAGCUCUAUGGGCUGGAUUACUCUGAAUACAUGUACCGUGUAGCCAGCAGGAGGGUGCAGCCUGAUAUUCAGACCGGCAAGGUGACAUUGUUUCACGGCAGUGUGGAACAUAUCCCUCUGGAAGACAACGUGGUGGACAGAGUAUUUCACUGCAACUGUUAUUACUUCUGGCCUGAUCUGCAAUCUGGAUGCAGAGAGAUUUACCGAGUUAUGAAACCAGGGGGACUGAUGGUCACCACCUUAAGCCUGGAAGUUCUAAGGAAGUUUGUUGCUGCUGGAUUCUUGAAGAAUACAAAAUGGCCACCUGAACCGUACAUGGCUACUCUCCGUGACACGGGAUUUGUUGACGUGUAUAUGGAGCAAAAACAAGAUCAAGGGAAACCCUUUCAGGCUAUCUUUGCUAGAGCAAAUAAGCCGUGAAUGUGCUGUCAUCUCUGAUGCCUCACGAGCUCAAUAAUUUGGGUUUACUGAGCUAUUAUAUAACCCAUUUGUAAUAUUUGUAGAUAAAUUGGAAGACACCACUUCAUUGAACGUAGAAGAGAACAGCACAGUAGAGAUCCUUCGGCCUUUGAUAUUGUGCCAGCAUUUUAUCCUAUUCUAAAGUCAGGCUAACCUGCAUUUCCUUCAUUGUAUUAACUUCCAUGUGUCUAUCCAAGAGUCACUUAAACGUCCACAAUGUAUUUGACUCUAGUACCAGUGCAUUCAACGGACCCACCACUUGGAGUAAAGAACCUACCUCUGACAUCUUCACUAAAUCUUUCUCCAAUUGCCUUAAAAUUAUGUCCCUUCAUCAUUGAAAAAGUCCCUGGCUAUCCAUUCUACCUAUGCCUUUAACAACUUGUGCACCUCUAUCAAGUCACCUCUCAUCCUUCUUCGCUCCAGUGAGAAAAUCCCCAGCUUCCUCAACCUUUCUUCAGAAGAGAUGUCGUCCAGUCUAAGCAGCAUCUUGGUAUAUCUUCUCUACACUCUCUCUAAAGUUUCCUCAUCUUUCCUAUGAUAAGGCAACUAGAACUGAACACAAUAUUCCAUGUGUGAUCUAACCAACACUCUGUAGAGCUGCAGCAUAACCUCGCGGCUCUUAAACUCAAUCCUACUGGCUAAUGAAAGCCAACACACCAUGCGCCCUCUUAACAACCCUAUCAAUCUGGGUGCCAACUUUCAGGGUUCUAUGGACAUUGCCUCCCAGAUUCCUUUAUUCCUCUACCCUGCCAAGAGUUCUGCUUUUAACCUUGUAUUCUGCAUUCAAAUUCAACCUUCCAAAGCGAAUCACUUCCCACUUUUACAGGUUGAACACCAUCUGCCACUUCUCAGCACAGUUCUGCAUCCUGUCAAUUUCCUAUUGCAACCUACAAGAGCUCUCCACACUAUCCACAACUCUCCCAACCUCCGUGUCAUUGGCAAACUUACUAACCCACCCUUCCACUUCCUCAUUCAAAUCAUUUAUAAAAGUCACAAAGAGCAGAGGUCCCAGAAUUGAUCCUUGCAGAACACUACUGGUCACCGAGCUUCAAGCUGAAUACUUUCUACCACCACCCUCUGUCUUCUAUGGACCAGCCAAUUUUGUAUCCAGACAGACAGAUUUCUGUACAUUCCAUGUUUCCUUACUUUCUGUAUGAGCCUACCAUGGGGAGAGUUAUCAAAUGCCUUCUUAAAAUCUAUGUACACCACAUCCACUGCUCUACCUUCAGCAACAUGUUUUGUCACAUCCUCAAAGAAUUCAAUAACGUUUGUGAGGCAUCACCUGCCACUUACAAAGCCACGCUGACUAUCUCUAAUCAAACCAUGGUUUUCCUAGUAAUCAUAAAUCCUGUCUCUCUGAAACUUCUCCAAUAUUGUGCCCAUCACUGAUGUAAGACUGACUAGUCUGUAAUUCCUAGGAUUAUCCCUAUUCCCUUUCUUGAACAAGGUAAUAACAUUUGCCAAACUUCAAUCAUUUGGCACUACUCCAGGAGACAGUGAGGACACAAAGAUCAUUGCCAAAGGUGCAGCAAUCACUUCCCUCACUACCUGUAGUAACCUAGGGUGUAUCCCGUUUGGCCCAGGGGACUUAUCUAUCCUUAUGUUUUGCAAGGUUUUCAGCAGAUGAGCGGCAUGGCAUUCUAACCAGAACUCCAUUAAUAAACACAUCGAUUUAGAUCCCAUCUACCUUCCCUUGAAAAAAACAACCGGAAAUGACAUCACCCAUCUUAAGAAACCAAGAACUAUAAAUAGAAAUGUGGGACACAUCACCGGCGCUUCACCAGAGACUCUCACUGAUGAUGUCACCUAGUUAUGAUGAUGAAACAACUGAAAAGAAACCUUCCAGCUCAGUGAGCUAACUUACAUACUUAGUGAUAAAAAUACUUAAAAUGAGAAUAAAGACGGACAUAAAUCUCGCAUAAACUGUGGAGUAAACCAGAUUUUCUUCGAUAAAGCUGAGAACAAAAGCUUAGGAAAAUAAAAUGGCCAACACUGUUGAGCAACCAUUUCAAAGGGAGAAUUCUUGUUUUGCCAAUUUUACUGAAUUGUUUUGAGGAGAGACCAAGAAAGUAGAUAAUAAUAAUGUCGCAGAUGAAUGUUAUCUGGACUUUCAAAGGGCCUCAAGUCAGAUUUCUGUAUUCCUUCAGAAAUAUGGAGCUUUUCAGGCUGGGUCAGCAUUUAUUGCCCAUUUCUAAUUACGCAGGAGAAGGUGGUGGUGGGUGAGCUGCCUUCUUGAAUCUUCUUGAAUGCAGUUCAUUUAAGGUUCCCUUUCAUUAACUAAUUAAAACAGUCAAGGUAUGUGAAGUCAAGAGAAUAUUUGGCAGAAUGGAUUACUGGCUGACCUCAUGAGUAAAACAGAGAAUGAGAGUAAUGGUGGUUAUUCAGAGUGGCAGAAGGUAGUAAGUGGCAUUCCACAAAGAUUAGUGUUGAGAGCAUUGAUGUUCAAAAUGUAUAUUAUUGAUUUGGACAUUGGGAUAAAAUAAAACACAAUUUCCAAAUGUUUGGAUGACAAAUUUGUGGGCGAGGGGGAGUCAUGGUCAAUAUGAAGCGAUGUCUGCAACAAAAUACAGGAGGACAUUAAUCAACUUGCAUUGUGGGCAAAUAAUCAUGAAAUAAAGUUCAACGCAGGUAAAUGUGAGAUUGUCCAUUUGGCAGGAAGAGGGUUUAAUUCAUUUGUCACUCAGAAAAUGUGAGCCUUAUGGUGUCGGAGGAACAUCAAAAUCUUGGAGUACAUCUAAAUAAAUUAUUAAAGGUUGUGUUGUAGGUGAGGAAGGGCAUGAAAGAUAGCAAAUUUAGCAGUAGGUUUUAAUUGUAGAGGAAUAGAAUCAAAAAGUAGGGAGAUUGUAGUUAAUCUGUAUUGAAUCUUAGUUAGACCAUACUUAUAGUUCUGGUCAUUAUAUCAUCAAAAGGUGAUGGAGCAAAAGGCAAGGGUACAGGAAAGAUAUUGCAAGGGUGAUACCAGGAAUGCAUGCAUUUCAAGGUCUGCACUUUCUUGAAAACUAGAAGAGACUUUUAAAAUUGUGAAAGGAUUUGAUAGAGUGAAUCCAAGUGGAGCAUGUCCAAUUGUGGAGAAAAGCAUAACGAGAGGCCACGAGGGAAUUCAGAAGUAACUUUCCACAGAUUGGUCAGAACAUGAAACUCACGGCCUGAGACCGAUUGAAAUUUAUAGUAAAGAUGCAUUUAAGAAGAAAUGAGACAGGAUUGUAGGGAGAAGGGAAUAAACAGGAACAAUAACAUGUUCAGAUAACAUAAAGUGGGUGAAGGCUCGAGUCGAUAGCAACUGGUUGGGACAUAUGUGUUUUUCUGUGCCGUAACAUGUUAUAACUUUAGCCACCUUAUUAAUAAUUACAAUAAAUGGAUUUUUGUAAA